AGUUUAUUAUGCCUGUGGUUUUAAUCACUUUUCAUAAAGCUUCAUUUUGGACUGCCAGCCAAUGCUUUAAACAUAUUGUCUUUUGUUGAUUGUAAGUAUUUUGGAUGUACACCAAAUGAAAGCCCCAGGUCAAUCUAAUCAUCAGACAUUCACACAUUGUGUUUAUUCCGCUGUUCCUAUCAUAAAUUAUUAUAUUUUGUGUAAUUAGGAUUUUUUAAUAUUUUGGAAAUGGAGGACCUAGGAGUUUAACAAAUCUGAGGAUAAUAUUUUGCCAUUAUAUUGAUUCACACAGCCACCCUCAUUCUUUUCGGAUAUUCAAAGUGCCAUCAACUAUAGUUUAAAUAGGUACCACUAACCCAAUGGGGAAAUUAUGGAUUUUUAUUUCAAACGCAUUGAGGAUGGAAUGCUGUAAUUCCCGUUGUAAUUGGACAAUAAAGGGGAAUCACACACUGGUCCUAAGUGGCGGGAGGGAUGAUCGAUCAUUCCACUGCGAGUUCAGAGGGCCUCGUAAACACAUUCACACCUCUCUUUCAUUUAAAUGCGGGAUAAGUUAUAGCAUAUUAUUGAAAAAUCGAGUUCCACAACAACCUGCAUUUCAAUGCUGUCUGGGAGAGUAAAGCCCAAUCCACAAACGAAGUGGCCUCCAACAUAACUUGAAACCAAGAGAAGCCGAGAAAGAGUAGUCUUGACUGUUGCCUAACCAACUCGGCACACAAUUUUGUAAUAUUGUGUUCUGAAAAUACAUGACACAAUGUUUAUCAUUACAAAGGUAAUACAACAAAAACUGCGGCAAUAAUAAACUAAUAUUAAUUCGAUAUUAAUAAUACUAACACUGAAUAACAAAUAUAUAUAUAAAAAACAGAUAGGCAUUUAUGACGAAUACAAAAUAUGAUUUAAGCUUAAAAUGAGAAUCCACUAUUCGCCCAAGUAAGCUAUUUUAAACUUGAAAUAGGCUUCCACCUGCUUUUAAGGUAAUAUCGAAUUGCUCCAAAAAAAAUGUAGCCUAUAUACAAAAGUCUCUAAAAAAAGGUUAAAAAAACAAGUCAAUCAAUUCGUGUGUUCCUCCUUGUACCAACUCCCUCCCAAUCACUAUCAUUUCUGACUCGAGGAAAACAUUCUCCAAACUGAUGGCCUCUCAAAGAUUACCCUAUCAGGUGCAAACCGCUGACACGUUUCCACCCACCACCAACAGAAAAACCUCACUGUGCCCAAAUCCUUAGCCGCAGAUACUCCACUGACAGGCAUUACACCAUCGCCCCUGCUACGAAGAUCUGCCGCUGCGUUAGAUUCAGGUUUCAUAUUUAUAGCUACCCUCUGGAUAACACCAACGUUUUAUCAGAACGCGAGGUAUUCCACGUAAAAAAAUAUAUAUCUAUAUUUUCAUAUUCGAUUUUACGCACUUGUCCCCUUUUGCCAUUUUCCCACUGUGGAGUCGGAAGAUGUAAAAUGAUCCUUGCAAUGUGUAGAUAUCCCCCGCAGGUACGGACGGAACUGAAGUACCUCUGAUCUUUGGAGGAGCACCUUUGGGAGGAAAGAGGGUGCGCGCAAUGGAUUUUUAAACAAGGGGAAAUCUACUCAGCAAUGGUUGCAAGUUGAAUAUUUCCACGCCUGGCAAGACACCGCUGUCUAAACGGACCGUGAGAGCGGAGCUAGGAGAUUUGGAGGCGAGAAACAAUACGUUACCUUUUCCCUCUGGAUCAUUUUCUUACAACAAGGAAGCACCUAAUGUUGCAUGCAGUGACAUUUUUGCACUCCAGUUAUUUAUCAUUACACUGGGAUUCAAAGGCACCUCCGGGAUUGUGUGCGUAAGGACGCUGGCGGGUCUAUCCUCAACUUCUCUCGGGGCUUUAAAACUGUGGAAACAGGUGUAUUUCAGCAAGUCAAGAUGUCUGUUGUGCCUUCGAGGUUCAUAUACCUGUGUUUACAUUUUCUGGUCCUCUAUUUCCAGCUCCAGGAAUCUCAACAGAGCUCAGCCGAUUUCAGGAUCUAUAUUGAGAACCACACGCGGAACCCGGAUGACCUGAGCCGGAAGCAGAUCCGUAUCUACCAGCUGUACAGCCACACCACGGGCAAGCAUGUCCAGAUCCUGGGCAAGAAGGUCAACGCCAACGGAGACGAUGGGGGCAAGUACGCUCUUCUUGUUGUCGAGACGGAAACCUUUGGGAGCCAUAUUCGAAUAAAAGGGAAGGAGAGUGAGUAUUACAUCUGUAUGAACAAGAAUGGCAAAAUAGUUGGAAAGCUCAAUGGAAGGAAUCAGGAGUGCGUCUUCGUGGAAGAAUUCUUGGAGAACAAUUACACAGCUCUCGUGUCGGCCAAGUACAAAGGGUGGUACCUAGGCUUCAACAGGAAGGGGAGGCCCAAAAAAGGAUCGCGGACCACACAAACACAACAGGAAGUGCAUUUCAUGAAACGCCACCCGAAGGGCAAGGUGGACCCACUGGAAGAGUUCCGUUUCACUACAGUAACUAAGCGGACACGAAGGGCGCGUCGCUUAAAACAGAACCCCGAAACUAACUGAUGGUCCGAUGGGACAUCAGACACACUGUUUUCCCAAGGAAAUCAUGAGAUUCUUGCCUUAAAACACCUUGAAGACUUUUGUAAAAAAAAAAAAGAACGACGACAAAAAAAGAACAAACAUUUCAAAGAUGUUUUAUUUUUAUAUUUCAGGAACAUUGAACAUCUCCCAAAUGUUGGGUGUUUCUGGGUUGUUAUAAUUAUUAUAAUGUGUCUUAUUUUAUUUAUAUCGGAUAACUAAGGAUGACAAAGGGCCCUUAUUGCUUAUCUUCGGCUCCUUUGAAUUGCAAACUGAAGGCAUAUUUCAUGACAAUGAGGGUGGGAAGCAUGAGUUUAUAAAUGUUAUAGAAAGAAAGCGCUAGAUUUUAUUGGAAUACCUGUCAGUUUUGUUUGUGUCAUCCCCCCCCCCGACAACACGGAUCGCGUAUUUCUACUGGAAUCAGACGCCAGGGAGACGAGACGGAAAGAGUUGACAGUGGCAGGUGACACAGUCUACCUAGAUAACUGUGUAGCUUUGAGUGCAAUAUUUGACAGUGCCCACUCUCCCUCCCCCAACACUCCCUCCGCGUUGAUACCUUUUGCCUGAAUCGUUGCCUACUCUGGAUGGAAUGCGCUGAACACGUUGUGUACAGUGUGAUUUCCUAAGACAUUUUUUGUUGUUGUACAACUGAUGAUUCAACAUGCUUUGACUAGCCAGGCAUCAGACAGACGGGGUCGUAGUUUUGUUUAACCUGAGUUGAUGUGGCUCAGAAGUUAACUGGCUAUUACGAUGGGAAACGUAAUAUCACACCUUUAACCUUACGUGUCUUACUGUGGUAGAAAGUUGGAGAAAAAAAAGCCUAAUGAAUACUGGACAGCUUUUGAAACAUUGCCUUAUAUGAUGUUAUCUGAUAUACUUCAGAAUCAUUUUUUUUGACACAGAGCUAGCUUUCUGUUACUAUUAACAUCUGCAUCCACCAAUUUUGCCCUGCUUUUCAUAGGCCUACAACCAAAAGGUGGAUUGUAUUCCUGGUUGUUCAUGGUGCACCCCAAGCACCCAUGUUCAAAGAGACAUCCCAAAAACUGUCAAUUUUUAACAAUGUGUUCAACCAAGCCAGUUAUAAUGUCGAGAGCACUGAAUUGUUCAAAUGUGUACUUAGACAGGUAUAGAGUCAUCCUAUCCACCCACUAUCUCUGUAUCGUAAGACCUAACUCUCAAACCCUGAAAACCAUACAACCAGAAAUAUGCUUAUUUUGGAUUCAGGAAACGACUGCAGCCAUUACUAGACCUGACAACCAGGGGAGUUGUGAUCCCUACAGAACAUUGUAGAUCAUUACCAUUGAUGACAAAGUUCAGCCUCUAUUCCUGGGUAGAGCUGUAGUAGCCUAUAUAUUUGUCUACCAACUGACAGGUUUUGUAUGAGAUGCUACUAACAACAAGACACAUUUAUGUUUUUUUUUUUAAAUGUAUGCAAAACAAUUUUAUGACUAUUAUAAGAUAUUUAUUGCCUUUCUUUGUAAAUACAAUGUGAUGAAUUUAUUUGGCCUCUGUUAAUAAAAUGAGGACUAUAUUUAAAA
Molecule: messenger RNA, 4071 nt
Organism: Oncorhynchus gorbuscha (pink salmon)
Lineage: Eukaryota; Metazoa; Chordata; Actinopteri; Salmoniformes; Salmonidae
Product: fibroblast growth factor 18-like
Exons: 5
Coding region: 1886-2518 (210 amino acids)
Biological process (GO): heart morphogenesis; positive regulation of protein phosphorylation; limb morphogenesis
Cellular component (GO): cytoplasm
Molecular function (GO): type 1 fibroblast growth factor receptor binding; type 2 fibroblast growth factor receptor binding; growth factor activity
Source: RefSeq, a predicted model, not a curated record